CGCAUGCGCAGUGAGCCUUGCCGGCCGGACGGUUGUUUGAGGAAGUUUGUUUCGUUUCUUUCUACCUGUUGCUGCGAAGGAUUCCUUAAUGUGAGCGUAUCUACGGUAACAGACUUUGAAACUCCGAAAUGAGCUCAACAUCAGAUCUGGAGCAGCUGGCAGAAAUAGAAUUAGAGAAGGAGGAAGAGGAGGAUGAGGAGGAUCAGACAUGUGUCACAGACGCUCCAUCACUUCCUCCCGGCAGCACGCUCGGCCCUGACUCUUCUCACCCGUAUUAUGACGUGGCUCGACACGGCAUCAUCCAGGUCUCCGGUGACGACCGGUACGGCAGGAAGUUGAUCAUCUUCAGCAGCUGCUGUUUGCCGCCUUCGCACCAGCUGAACCACCGCCGCCUGCUAGAGUAUCUGAAGUUCACGUUGGACCAGUAUGUGGAGAUGGACUACAUACUUGUUUACUUCCAUUACGGUCUGAGGAGCAGCAACAAGCCGUCUCUGAAAUGGUUACGAGAAGCGUACGGCGAGUUCGACAGGAAAUACAAGAAGAACCUGAAAACUCUGUACGUCGUUCAUCCGACAAACUUCAUCAGAAUCGUGUGGAACAUUUUCAAACCUCUGAUCAGUCACAAGUUUGGAAAGAAGCUGACGUACGUGAACUACCUGAGUGAGCUCGGGGAACACCUGAACUACGAGCAGCUCAUCAUCCCCCCCGAUGUUCUCAGACACGAUGAAAAGCUACGAGCCGCUCAGAAAGGCGAGCCCCCUCCCUCGGUGAAGACCCCUCCAGCUCGACCGCCCCUGCCCACGCAGCAGUUCGGAGUCAGUCUGCAGUACAUUCGAGAGAAGAACAGGGAGGCGAUGAUCCCGCCUGUCAUCACGCAGACUGUGACUUAUCUGAAGGAGAAAGGUCUGAUGACCGAGGGCAUCUUCAGACGUUCGGCUCGAGUUCAGCUCAUCAAGGACGUUCAGAAACUCUAUAACCUGGGUAAACCAGUAAACUUUGAGGAGUUUGGAGACGUCCACGUUCCUGCUGUGAUCCUGAAGACGUUUCUCCGAGAGCUGCCUGAACCUCUGCUCACAUUCAGAGUCUACAACCAGGUCCAGGACUUCCUCAAUGUGGAGAGCAGUCUGAGGAUCACCAGGUGUAAACAGGUGGUUGAAAGUCUUCCCGAACAUAACUUCAUCGUAGCAAAGUACCUGCUGAGUUUCCUCCACGUGGUGUCUCAGCAGAGCAUCGUGAACAAGAUGAGUGCGUCUAACCUGGCCUGCGUGUUCGGGGUGAACCUGGUUUGGCCUCGGCACGGCUCCAUCUCUCUGAGCGCUCUGACGCCCAUCAACAUCUUCACCGACAUCCUCAUCGAACAUUUCCACACCGUGUUCGGCUCCCGCUGCCCACCUGCGCAGGUUACGCCCUAGAGCCUGCAGAUCAACGCUACGCCCGGCUCCACAUGGCACUCAUCUUCAGGAAACUUCUUUUUUCUCUCCAUUUUUCCGCUGGUCUAUCGGACUGUACGACACUGUGGCCCAAAAUGAAAUACCUCGACAACUACAGACAUGAAAUUAGUGACUAUUUAUUGUCUCCAGGGGAUGAUUCCUUAUGGACGCUGGACGUUUCCUCUGAUGCUGCCCAUCUGAACAUGUCUACACACGAAAAAACAAAUCUAGAAGUCGAAUUCUGUCGCUGCCAUCUGGACAUUUCUACAGAAAAAAACAAUACAAAUCUAGGAUUCUGAUUUUCACGAAACUGACAAACAUUCCUGCCCCCCAGAGGAUGAACCUUCAUGUUGUACGCCCUGUUUUUGGCAGUUUUCCUCUAGCGCCACUCAACUUUACACCCAAGAUAUUUGCGCUUGUGACACUACAAUGAUAUCUACAGCAACAGUUUACUUCACACACUGUUUGGCCUUCUACAUACUUGUUACCUGAACUUUUUGUUAUAUCGAUGUAUUUGUAUGUUUUGUACCAAGAGCUUACUGUACCUGGUGAUCACUUUGUGUUAUAAACGUAUCCAAGGACUA
Messenger RNA from Perca fluviatilis (European perch), 2014 nucleotides. Its product is annotated as rho GTPase-activating protein 8-like. NCBI's taxonomy places the organism in Eukaryota, Metazoa, Chordata, Actinopteri, Perciformes, Percidae. Bases 129 to 1412 code for a protein of 427 amino acids. The record is from RefSeq and is a predicted model, not a curated record. Gene Ontology annotation, cellular component: cytoplasm. Gene Ontology annotation, molecular function: GTPase activator activity. Gene Ontology annotation, biological process: small GTPase-mediated signal transduction; negative regulation of endocytic recycling. The transcript has 13 exons.